Xenopus tropicalis (tropical clawed frog) is the source of this 2376-nucleotide messenger RNA. Its product is annotated as cell wall protein DAN4-like. NCBI's taxonomy places the organism in Eukaryota, Metazoa, Chordata, Amphibia, Anura, Pipidae. Gene Ontology annotation, molecular function: calcium ion binding. The transcript is spliced from 10 exons. The record is from RefSeq and is a predicted model, not a curated record. Bases 1 to 1773 code for a protein of 590 amino acids.
AUGAAUACUACAACUCUACCUCCAAGCAACACUACUACAGUCAAAAAUACAUCUUCUGCAACAUCUACCACUACCUCAUCCAAUGCAACUACUGCAGCACUGAAUGCUACAACGUCACCUGCAAGCAAUGCUACAACUACAGCAUUGACUAAAACAACUCAACCUACAAACACCACUACUUCUGUCCUCACAUCUACAAGUGCAAUAUCCUCAACCACUGCAGCCUCAACACAGACCACAACGUCAUCAACAAUUGCAACCAGCACGUCAACAACUGCGUCCACUACCACUGCUGCAACCACCACAAUAAAUGCUGCAUGUGCACAAGCAACUGUAUCUAUUCAGCUGGUCCAACUGUCUAGCGACCAAAUCCAGGUCAUGCCUAUUGGUCAAAAUGGACCAACUGGAGCUCAGUUCAACGUGAUACUCUCACAGAGCAACUCAGUUUUAUUUACACAAACAACGACUGGUUCCACGGUCUCAUUUUCCAAGCUGUCUCCCUCCACUCAGUAUAACAUCAUUGUAAAGCAACUGUCUUGUCCGAGCAAUGCUGAUACCACCAACAACGUGACCACAGUUGGAAGACUAUUUUCUGGCGAAGUCCGAAUAACAAACACUCAAUAUACUGCUGAGAUGAGCAAUACAACCAGCAAAGCCUUCACAGAUUUUGCAACUAACUUCACAGCAGAUAUGACAAAUAACUUGCCGGCUGCCUCCAAGGCCUUGGUUAAUGCUGGGAGAAUGCUUAUUAAGGUAAACAGUCUGAGGAGCGGAAGCAUCAUCACCGACUAUUCCAUAGCCACAAACACGGCUGAUAAUCUGACAGUGAGCAACGUGCAACAGGCAUUCAGCAGCGCACUCAAUAGCAGCUCCACUUUUACCGUGGACCCGACGUCUUACAAGUAUGCAGUCCUAAACGCGUGUGCUCCAGCAAACCCAUGUUCUGUAUAUGCCUCCUGUAUUUCCAUCAAUGGAGAAGCCACCUGCCAGUGCCUGUCUGGGUUUAAUGACACCAGUCCGAGUGUUCCAGGAAGAACCUGCGUAGAUAUAAAUGAGUGUGCCGCCAGUACCAGCCCUUGCGCAUCCCUAGCCAACUGCACCAACACCAUAGGGAGUUAUCAGUGCCAGUGCUACCCCGGGAUACAAGAUGGAAACCCUUCUAACCCCGGCCAACAAUGUAUCGACCCAGCCGUAUGCUUUAACAGCACCACGCUCUGCUCCCAAAAUACCACCUGCCUCGACUCCAAAGCAACCAUUUGCGCAAAUAAAUUAGCAGUUCCUUCUGGCAUCAAGUUCAACAGUUGGACCUUCACUACAGACCUGUACAACCGAUCCAGCGCCGCCUACGCCAACCUAUCAGCACAGUUCACAGGGGGGGUGGUAAGUGCCAUGAGAGUGAAGCUAAGUGACAGCACCUUCAACAUGAUCGUGGUUGGCUUCAGGCCGGGAAGUGUCAUCGGCUACUUUAUGUCCACGACGCAAUCAUCCACCCUUGAUGCCAACACAAUCCAGGCCGCUCUUACCAGUGUAGUGUCGCUCUUGGUAUCCAGUAACAUUACAAACUUGGUGAUUGUAAACACUAGCAUAUCAAGCAGUCCGGACCCAUACUACGGCUGGAGAACGGCCAUUAUUGUCGUCGGCGUGUUUUUGGGAGUCGCCGCGCUCCUCGCCGCAGUAAUUGCCGCAGUAUGUUAUCGCUCCAGGCGUAAAUUUGGCAGUUACAAACCCAGUGUUAACAGUGACGACAUCAUCCAAAGAGGCUCCUAUAAAUAAUGUAUAAGGGAUUCUCUUUGUUCUUACUAAAUGUAUUUAUUCUGUAUCACUGGUUUGAAUUAUAGUCAAUGUGAUAUAAAUAUGACCUAUAUUUAAUUUAAUUUUUUUCUUUAUAUAUUUGCUCAUUUCUGCUCUGCGCUCGAUAAGCAGUCAAUGUAUUACAGACAAAUGAAAAAUGUUCCUUGCUCACAGUGCUGGAGGUUGUUUGGCAAGGCUCAAAGCUAUCAGGAUAAGGCCCAGGGUGGCUAAAAAAGGACUUAAGGCCCCUUGUGGCUAAAAAAUAAACCAGGGGUAUUGAACUUGUGGCCUGACAAAUUCCAUAGUCCAUCCUGAACAUCUUUCUUCUUUCAGGGGACAUUAGAAAAAGUAGUUUUCCAUAGGCUGGCAUUACAUAGGCAUAUUAUUCCAAUCAAGGGCCCCUGCUGAGGGCCCCAAUCCAAUGCCCUUUAUGCCCUACCUUAACCCUCUAUGCAAACUAACUUCUGUUACAAUCACCAUAAUUGUUUUACACGCAAAGCCAUUGUCAGGCUGAUUAAGCAAAGGGGGUUUAAAGACUAAAGGUGGCCAUACAUGAGCAGAUCUUCCCCCGAUAUCUCCUCCUAC